AUGCUCUGGGGACUUUCAUUGCUACUUGCUGUACAUGUUGGCAGCGUCAUUUGCCAGGACCAACAUGUGCUUGGUUCCAGUGGCGAUGGUCUAGAUCAAAUUCGCGACAGGCUCUUAGAAGCUGAGAUCAUUCCGACUGUUAUCGAUGAUUUCCCUCCCGCCCUUGGGUUUAGCGCGUCAUGGAAACGCGACUCGGCUGAUCUUGGCAAUACCCUCAAACCAAAACACCUCAAAAAAGCGCCCAAAAUUCAUCUUGACAAGGUCGAUUCAGAUAUUUCUCUUGACUCGAUUCUGAAAAAGCAUGCCACAUAUGUGAUCGUUCUCACUGACCCAGACGCGCCAUCCAGAGACGACCCUAAAUGGUCAGAGUUCUGCCACUGGAUUGCAACGGGAACCUCUAUCUCUUCAUCAACGACAUCAAAGCAUCACUUGACAGACCUCGUCGAGUACAAGGCUCCGGCUCCGCCACCAAAAACAGGAAAGCACCGUUACGUCUUUUUCGCAUUCGUCGCAGCCAACGGGACGACCGAGAGACUACAUCUGACUGAACCUAAAGAGAGGAAGCAUUGGGGUUCGAAAGAUGCUGGACAUGGAGUUCGUGAGUGGGCGGGAAAACAUGGUCUUGCUCCUGUUGCUGCGAAUUUUAUAUACGCAGAAAACGAAGAGCAGUAG
Messenger RNA from Fusarium poae, 672 nucleotides. RefSeq lists its product as uncharacterized. Gene Ontology annotation, biological process: regulation of proteolysis; regulation of Ras protein signal transduction. The record is from RefSeq and is a predicted model, not a curated record. The transcript has 3 exons. Gene Ontology annotation, molecular function: peptidase inhibitor activity; phospholipid binding. The coding region runs from base 1 to 672 and encodes 223 amino acids. Lineage: Eukaryota; Fungi; Ascomycota; Sordariomycetes; Hypocreales; Nectriaceae.